Molecule: messenger RNA, 1503 nt
Organism: Prorocentrum cordatum
Lineage: Eukaryota; Dinophyceae; Prorocentrales; Prorocentraceae
Source: the annotation of a GenBank genome assembly
AUGGCCUGUGUGCCUGCGACCCAGACCCCCUUCCUCGGCGAGCUGAAGCUCCGCGGCGACGCGCGCAGUCUCUCCGUGGUGGCCGCGGCGACGGUGUGCUCCUUCCUGCCGCUGUCGACCUCGCACGUGAUCUCGCUGCUGGUCGGGGUCGUUGGGUUCCUGCUGGCGCAGGCGCUGCAGCCCAGCGUCGACCGCGACCGCAAGCCUGCGCCCAACGGAAAGCCGGGCAGCGGCCGCAGUGGCGCCUUGGCCCAGCCCGCUUCUCCCCACGGCCCCGACAGGCAGCAGCGCCGCAAGCCCUCCGCGAAGGCGGCGGAGCGGGCCCCGGCGGAGCCACAGCAGAAGGCCGAGACCUGGAAGCCGAGCGCCGUGCCCGUGCAGGCCCCCACGUUCAGCGGCCAGGGGUGGGAGGCCGAGGUGGAGGAGCUGCUUCUGCAGCUGACGCCAACGACCGAGACCACCGAGGCUGUGGCCGAGAUCGCCUGCGCCGUGAAGAGGGCGGUGCAGCCGCUGCUGCCCGGCGCCGAGGUCACCGGCUUCGUGGGCGCCAGCCUUUCCAGCGGCAAGGCCUUCGGCGUCGCGGUGCCCGAGGUCGACAUCGUCAUCAGCGCCACGCCGGAGGCCAUGGCCAGCCGGAUGGCCGGCCGCAGGCCUGGCAAGCAGGGCGAGGGCGAGAGGACGCCGCUGAAGCUCCGCAAGGCCGCGGUGCGCGCGUGCACGGACCGCCUCGUGUCCGAGGCCGGCUUCAAGUUCCGGCGCUCGGCGUUCCGGGGCGAGGAGCCGAAGGUGGUCGUCAUCUCGCCGCCGGCGCUCCGCUCGGUGCCCAUGAACCUGUCCGUGAACACGGUGACCCCCGUCUGCAACGCCGCCCUCCUCGCCGAGUGCGCGCGCGUGGAGCCGCGCGCGCAGGGCCUCGUGCUGCUCGUCAAGCGCUGGGCCAAGGACCGCGGCCUCUGCCACGUGGCCCGGGGCCACCUCUCCCUGUACUCGUGGGCCCUGCUCUCCGUGUACUUCCUGCAGGUGGGCGAGGGCGGCCUGCUGCCGCCGCUGGAGGGCGGGAUGACCCCGUCGGGCCUCGCCGUCCGCUGCCGGGGCGCUCCCGCCGGGCCGAGCAGCGGGGGCAGCGCCGUGGCCGUGACCGUCGCGGGCCUGCUGCAGGCCUUCUUCCGGUUCUACGGCGCCCAGUUCGACUGGCGCGCGGAGGCCGUCUCGGUGCGGGCGGGCACGCGCGGGGCCCCGGGCGCCCGGCUGCCGCUGCACAUCAUCUGCGACGACCAGGGCCAGAGCCCGCAGCCGGGCCCCAGCAUCGAGGACCCGUUCGACGCCACAUGCAACCUGGGCACGUGCAUGACGGCGGCCAGCCUGCAGCACCUGCGCUCGGAGUUCGUGCGCGCGGACAAGCUCUGCUCGCAGGGCGCCUCGCUCUCGGAGCUCCUGGAGCCGUGGGCCCCCCAGGCCGAGGCAGCGAGCCCGCAGGCCUCGGAGGGCGCUUCCGAGGAGUGA